Molecule: messenger RNA, 2977 nt
Organism: Phragmites australis (common reed)
Lineage: Eukaryota; Viridiplantae; Streptophyta; Magnoliopsida; Poales; Poaceae
Product: protein ACCUMULATION AND REPLICATION OF CHLOROPLASTS 6, chloroplastic-like
Exons: 7
Coding region: 131-2440 (769 amino acids)
Biological process (GO): chloroplast fission
Cellular component (GO): chloroplast inner membrane
Source: RefSeq, a predicted model, not a curated record
UAGUGGAGCAUUUGCACGUGUGAGUGUGGUGUGCCUCCUUAAUCUGAAAGAAAACAGCAACUCGGUAGGCAGCCUCCAAAACCAUCUCUCACGAGCUCGCCGCCUCCGCCACCGUCGCGGUCCGCCGGCAAUGGAGGGCGUCCACAGCCUCCUCGCUCGGCCCAACUCCGCGCCAUUCGCCUUCUCCCUCCCGCCCCCGUGCCGGCGCCCCAAGCUGCAGCCGCCGGCGCCUACCCCCCUCGCGUGCCGCGCCGCGAGCCGCUGGGCCGACCGCCUCUUCGCCGACUUCCACCUCCUCCCCAACGCCGCUUCCGCCCCGCCCGACCCGACGGCCGCGGCCUCCUCCUCCGCGUCCCCGUUCGUGCCGCUCUUCGCCGACGCCGCCGACCGCGCCGUCCCCCUCCCAGUCGACUUCUACAAGGUUCUCGGUGCGGAGCCACAUUUUCUAGGCGAUGGAAUUAGGAGGGCCUUUGAGGCACGGAUAGCCAAGCCACCUCAGUAUGGAUACAGCACAGAUGCUCUUGUUGGCCGCCGGCAAAUGCUGCAGGUUGCCCAUGAUACUCUCACAAACCAGAGCUCCCGUACCGAGUACAACCGUGCACUUUCUGAGGACCGUGAUGUGGCACUCACCAUGGAUGUUGCCUGGGAUAAGGUUCCAGGUGUGCUGUGUGUGCUUCAGGAGGCUGGGGAGGCACAGAUAGUGCUUGCAACUGGAGAGCAGCUGCUUCAGGACCGGCCGCACAAGUGGUUCAAGCAGGAUGUGGUGCUUGCGAUGGCAUUGGCCUAUGUGGACCUAUCAAGAGAUGCGAUGACAGCAAACCCUCCAGAUGUAAUCCGCUGCUGUGAGGUGCUUGAGAGGGCGCUCAAGCUCCUGCAGGAGGAUGGUGCAAGCAAUCUUGCACCUGAACUGCUUGCACAGAUUGAUGAAACUUUGGAGGAGAUUACACCUCGUUGUGUAUUGGAGCUUCUUGCUCUUCCUAUUGAUGAAAUACAUAAAAAUAAACGCCAAGAAGGUCUGCAAGGUGCAAGAAACAUAUUGUGGAGUGUUGGUAGAGGUGGUAUUGCUACUAUUGGAGGAGGAUUUUCUCGCGAGGCCUUCAUGAAUGAGGCUUUUUUGCGGAUGACGUCAGCUGAGCAGAUGGAUUUCUUCUCUAAAACACCGAAUAGCAUACCACCUGAAUGGUUUGAAAUCUAUAGCGUGGCACUUGCACAUAUUGCUCAAGCAAUUGCUAGUAAAAGACCACAAUUCAUCAUGAUGGCAGAUGACCUUUUUGAACAACUUCAGAAGUUCAAUGUAGGUUCUCAAUAUCCUUAUGAUAACGAGAUGGACCUCGCACCGGAAAGGGCGCUUUGCUCGUUACUGGUGGGAGAUAUUAGCAAUUGCAGAAUGUGGCUUGGCAUUGACAGUGAGUCCUCGCCAUAUAGAGAUCCCAAAAUUAUCGAAUUUGUUGUGAAUAACUCUAGCAUCGACGAAGAGAAUGAUCUUCUUCCAGGGCUUUGCAAGCUUUUGGAGACUUGGCUUGUCUCCGAGGUUUUCCCAAGAAGCAGAGAUACUCAAGGCAUACAAUUCAGACUUGGAGAUUAUUACGAUGACCCGAAAGUUUUAAGCUACCUAGAAAGGAUGGAAGGUGGUGGUGCUUCUCAUUUGGCUGCAGCUGCUGCUAUAGCAAAACUUGGCGCUCAAGCCACAGCUGCACUUGGUAAGGUGAAAUCAAGUGCUCUUCAAGCAUUCAGCAAGGUUUUCCCGUUGAUCGAACAGUUAGAUAGGCCAGGCACGGAUAAUCCUAGCAAUGAUCUCAAGAAAUCUCUUGAAAAACUUGCCGAGCAAAGUGUUGCUGGAAGUGCCAUCCACGAUUCCAAAAAUGCAGCUUUGAAGAUUAUCUCUGCUGGCGCAUUUUUCGCGCUAUUUGCAGUAAUAGGCCUGAAGUUCUUGCCUCGUAAGAAGUCACUUCCUGCUAUUAGGAGCGAGCAUGGCUCUGUUGCAGUUGCUAAAGUUGCUGACUCUGUUGAUGAUCCAGUAGUAUAUGAAGAGCCAGUAGAAAUUCCUAGAAUGGAUGCAAAGUUGGCUGGAGAUAUUGUUAGCAAGUGGCAGAGUAUCAAAUCCAAGGCUUUGGGGCCGGAUCAUUUUGUUGCGGCAUUGCAAGAGGUUCUUGAUGGCAAUAUGCUGAAGGUAUGGACCGAUCGAGCUGCAGAGAUUGAGCGCCAUGGCUGGUUCUGGGAGUACACACUAUCUGAUGUGACGAUUGAUAGUGUCACUGUCUCCAUGGAUGGUCACCGGGCAACUGUGGAGGCGACGAUUGAGGAGGUGGGUCAACUUACCGAUGUACCAGACCCUAAGAACAACGAUUCAUAUGACACUAAGUACACCACUCGGUAUGAGAUGUCCUACUCGAAAUCGGGAGGCUGGAGGAUAACCGAAGGGGCAGUCCUCAAGUCAUAGAACGGUGUGCAGUAGAAGUAGCUUAAUUCCCUUUUCAGUUUUGUAAUGUAAAUAAACAGUGUGAGUGCAGGCUGUUUUCAGUAUUUUAGAGAGUUUGGUUAGGCCGAUAGGCGAUUGAGUCCUCCAGUCAAGAAUUGUGCUUAUGCGUCGUGAAGGGGAUGCAUUAUUAGUAGUAUCGGUAAUUUGGUAUUGUCUCUAUGUGAGAUCCUUGGAAACAAACAGUGGUAGAUGCGCAGAUCAGAUCGCUGCGGAGACAGUAUUGUUGGGUCAGAUCCUGUAACGAAAAGGCAGUACAAGAUGAGAUUCUAUCGGAGGGCAUGAGUGCAUCACUGCUUGCUUCAUCAGACAAGUUUAACUGUUUAAGAUCAUCUUCAAGAUCGUAUGAUAUCGUCCUUUGCCUGUGAGCUGUGAUUCAGACCAUUUCUCGUUUGGGCAUGUUCAUCUUUCCUAGAUUUGUCCAAGGAGAAUGAUACUUUAUUAGAUUCGCCUAGAAAGAUACUUUUGCAGUAUAAAAAUACAAGGUGUAUUAUAUUUUAA